Molecule: messenger RNA, 1011 nt
Organism: Limulus polyphemus (Atlantic horseshoe crab)
Lineage: Eukaryota; Metazoa; Arthropoda; Merostomata; Xiphosura; Limulidae
Product: protein FAM204A-like
Exons: 6
Coding region: 12-878 (288 amino acids)
Source: RefSeq, a predicted model, not a curated record
UAUACAUUGCAAUGGCCGAAAUUGGAAGUAAUGAGUGCGUUAAUGAUAUUACUAGUGAGAGUGAGUUAGACUUUGAGGAAGUUGAUAUAUGGAAGCCACGUGGGCCUACGCUAAAAGGUAGAAAAGAAACUAAAGUGACAUCUAAAUAUUUGUGUGAAGUUGGCAAGAACAACAUUAGUAUUAAUAUCCACGAAUCAAGACCUGAAAAUAAAAUUCAUCAAGAAGAAAAAAAUACGUUGUUGAAUAUAGGUAAAACCGAAAGUGAUAGUGAUUCAUGCGUUGUUGUAAGCGAAGGUAUCGAGAAACCUAGUGAAAACAACUUCAUUGUCUCUGCGUUAAGAGAUAAUACGAAAUUUGUAGAAAUUGAAGAGAAGUUUGAUCAACUACAACAAAAAUCAAUAGAAAUGAAGAAAAAGGUGACUGAGAGACAGAUGAAAACAGAGCGACGCAGAGCCAGUAAACUAAUAAAAAGAGCUUUAAAAGACAAGACCAUAAGGGAUAUUGUGGAGAAAGAUGUGGUGAAGGAUGAUAUGAAUAGUAAGAAUCAAGCAGCAGACGAAUGGAAAGGUUUGAAGCCCUUUCUCACUAUAAAUGAUCAUCUAACAGGUCAUGUGUCACAUGGAAAUCUUGGGCCAAAGACAGAAAUUGAGCACCUGGUUGACAAAGCUAUUAGUGAAGGUGAUUUAAAUAAAGCAGAGAUGUUGAGUGAUCACCUAGCCAAUAGACAGUUUUCUGUAAAGAUAGUUCAAGCUUUUGCUGCCAAGAGAUUUGCUGAAAAGAAGGCUGAAGAAGAAGCUACUGCACGAGCCAAAAGAAUCAAAAAGUUGUCUUGGGGGUUUGAUGCCAAGGAGAGAUGGGAAAUGAAGGGGAAUAUGUAAAAACAAUCUUAGGUGUAUAAGUACUUUGAGAACAAUAAAAUAUAAUGUAUAUAUAGAAAGUGGAUUGUAAUAAUAAAAUGUGAAAAAACUGAGAAUGGAAGUUGCCCCUUAUAUGUCAAUAUACAUAUAUUAC